Messenger RNA from Nerophis ophidion (straightnose pipefish), 3515 nucleotides. It is a transcript of the gene kcnc4, whose product is annotated as potassium voltage-gated channel, Shaw-related subfamily, member 4. Gene Ontology annotation, molecular function: protein binding; delayed rectifier potassium channel activity. The record is from RefSeq and is a predicted model, not a curated record. Gene Ontology annotation, biological process: protein homooligomerization; potassium ion transmembrane transport. NCBI's taxonomy places the organism in Eukaryota, Metazoa, Chordata, Actinopteri, Syngnathiformes, Syngnathidae. Gene Ontology annotation, cellular component: voltage-gated potassium channel complex; axon; dendrite membrane. Bases 462 to 2360 code for a protein of 632 amino acids. The transcript is spliced from 6 exons.
AAUCUUGUCUGUCUAUCUGUGUUGACCCUGUGAUUAGGUGGCGACUUGUCCAGGGUGUACAACGCCUUCCACUCUAAUGCGGCUCAGAUAGGCUCCAGCACCCCCCGCGACCCGGAACGGUACAAGCUGUAGAAAAUUGAUGCCUGGAACAUAAAAUAGCUCAAUCAUCCAAUUAUGAUUUUAAAACGUGAUGUUCACCCAAAUGACCACUGGGUGGCAACACCACACCGUGUUAUGACUUUACCGGGUACACUUGAACGCUUCACAGCGACCUGUUGAAGCGGGCGUGUUUUUUCGACGGCGACGAAUCUAAAAAAAAUGACCUUUCUCUGUCCUUCUAAAAAAGAUAAAAUCCUCAACGGGGCGGGUCCAUUUGAUGUUCAACCGAACAAGGGAGUGGUUCCAGGAUACGCGCCAGCAGCCAAGGAGUUAAUCCGAGCUGUGUCGCUAGGGGAAGGAGGAUGCUUACGGGGGAGCAGCGGCACAUCUCCAGCUGGAAAAGAGACUCACAUCAGCUCCACUUGCAGGAAGAACUGUUGAAUGUUUCCAGGUUUGUCAGUGGAUUGCAGAACUCGGACCUGGAUGUGUCAGGGCGAAAAUCCGGCAACAAACCUCCGUCCAAAACAUGUCUGAAGGAGGAGAUGUCCAGGGGCGAGGAUUCGGAUAAAAUCAUCAUCAACGUAGGUGGCACCCGGCAUGAAACCUACAAGAGCACCCUAAGGACCCUGCCGGGGACCCGCCUGGCAUGGCUGGCCAACCCGGACCCGCAGGUCAGCACCGAGGAGUCGUCCGACUCGGCGCCUCCGAGCACCAACGAGUUAUUCUUCGAUCGACACCCGGGGAUCUUCGCCUAUGUGCUCAACUACUACCGGACUGGGAAGCUGCACUGCCCGGCCGACGUGUGCGGACCUCUCUUCGAAGAGGAGCUGGCCUUUUGGGGCAUAGACGAGACCGACGUGGAGCCGUGCUGCUGGAUGACUUACCGCCAGCACCGGGACGCCGAGGAGGCCCUGGAGACGUUCGAACCGCCAGAACCGGAGGACACGGACGACGACAGCGAGAUGCCCAGGAGGUUUGGCAUAGACGACUGUCCUGACAGGUCGAGGGGGUGCUGCGAAGUUUGGCAGCCCAAGUUCUGGGCCUUGUUUGAUGACCCCUACUCAUCCAGAGCAGCCAGGGGAGUGGCACUUGCAUCGCUCUUCUUCAUCCUGGUGUCCAUCACCACCUUCUGCUUGGAGACCCACGAAGCCUUCAACGAGCUUCAGAACCGCACAGUGCUGGUGGUUGUGGGCAACGUUACACGUGUAGAGGAGAGGUGGGAAAUGGUGACCAAGCCCAUCCUCAUUCUGGUGGAGGGCGUUUGCGUGGUCUGGUUCACCUUUGAGUUCCUGGUGCGAAUCAUCUGCUGCCCAGACAAGUUGGUCUUCAUAAAGAAUUCGUUGAACAUCAUUGACUUUGUGGCUAUUUUGCCUUUUUACCUGGAAAUGGGCCUGAGCGGGCUGUCAUCCAAAGCGGCCAAUGACGUGCUAGGUUUCCUCCGAGUGGUGCGGUUUGUCCGGAUUCUUCGGAUCUUCAAGCUAACGCGACACUUUGUUGGUCUUCGUGUGCUUGGACACACUUUGAGGGCCAGUAUAAAUGAAUUCCUCCUGCUCAUCAUCUUCUUGGCUCUGGGUGUGCUCAUCUUCGCCACCAUGAUAUACUACGCGGAGCGUAUCGGCGCCAGUCCAGACGACCCCACAGGCUAUAAUCACACACACUUCAAGAACAUCCCUAUCAGCUUUUGGUGGGCCGUCGUCACCAUGACAACUCUUGGCUAUGGCGACAUGUACCCGCAGACGUGGUUGGGCAUGAUGGUGGGAGCGUUGUGUGCGCUGGCUGGGGUCCUGACUAUCGCAAUGCCCGUCCCGGUCAUCGUGAAUAAUUUUGGGAUGUACUAUUCGCUGGCCAUGGCCAAACAGAAGCUGCCCAAAAAGAAGAAUAAGCACAAUCCCAAUCCAGAUACUCAAACUGACUCUGCAUCGUUUGGGAAGUCGGAGACAAACUCACACAGAAACAGCACUCAGAGUGACACUUGUCCACUGGCGGCUGAGGAGAAAGUGAGCAGAAACCGAUCAGACUCCAAACAGAACGGGGAUGCAAACGUGGCCCUCUCAGAGGAGGAAGGCAACAGUCUGACCCAGCCGCUGUCCCCCAAUGAAAAGUGGUCUCUGCGUUGCACCCGAGGGCGAGAUAGAUCUAAGAAAGAAGCCACCUGCUUCCUCCUAACCCCAGGAGACCCCGGCGUCCACAGUGAGAGCUGCAAAGACAUGCUGGCGCCGCCUGCAAACUACACUCAAACAGAGGUCACCUCGCUAACCUGAUGCUGAACGGCUUUUAAAAGAAACAGAAAAGAUCAUGAACUCAAGGUGCACGACAAAGUUCGCAUCUGUCUGUUUUCUUCCCUUCCCCUUGAAGGAACUGUAGACUGAAUUAUUUUUACUGAGGACAUUGUUUUAUUUUUUACUCUCUAUCAUUCAUGAAUGCAAUUGCAUACACUCCUAAUGUUUAUAACAUGUUUUAUGGCAUGUAUUGCAUGAUCUGGUGUUGUACCUAGAAAGUGUGUUAAUCAUUUAUUAGAUUAAUGUAGCAAGCAACAUUCGCAUCCAAGGGAGUUUUUCUUGUAUAUUUAGUAUGGAGUGCAGAAGUAGAUUGUUUGAACUCAUUAAAGCUUUUAGUUGUUAUGCCAGAAAACCUGUCAAUAUGGGGUCGUACAGUCUAACUGUAACUGUAAUCUAGGAUUAGACAAAAACUGUUCAAUUCUUAGUGUCUUCAUUCUGUGCCAUUUAGUGUGCAGAUAUUUUAUCCAAAUGCAGGAAAGAUCAGACAAGAAGUUUGUGAAGUAAACCUUUUGUACAGUUUGAGAUCACAUUGUCUGCUUUUGACAUUCACUGUAUCAUUGCUGGUUGAGUCAGGACCAAAUCUAAACAAUUGCCGUCCAUUUUCACGAGCAUCUUGCAUUGAAAUUACAGUACAAGUCGGGUUGCACUUAGGCCUCAUGUGGAUUAAUGGUGCACGACAAUGUGCUGUAAUGUAAUCUGAUUACUUCCUGCAAGUCGUGUGGAAAGCAGCUGUUGUGUUUUUCCGCGGACAGCAUUCAUUCUUUCUCUCUCAUGAUGUGUUUUGUUGUUCUCACAGUCUACCAUAGUGGCCUUACGUUUAUUAUAACAACUUCACUCUCCGUGUAUAGCUUUAGUUUAUAAGCACAUUUGUAAGUAGCACAGUAAAAUAUUCUGGAAUUCAUCUGUAUGUACAGUAUAUGUGACGUGUACGUACCAAAUAAUAACAAAUUAUUAUUUUGAUAACUCACCUUUUUAGCCGUAUUUCCUCUGCUCUGUAAAUGAAAAAGCACAUCAAUUUGUUCAAAGACUGUUUAGGCCAGAUUUCAAGUGUGUGUGUGUGUGUGUGCGUGUGCGUGCGUGCGCGUGUGUGUGUGUGUGUGUGUGUGUGUGUGUGUGUGUGUGUGUGUGUGUGUGUGU